Messenger RNA from Aplysia californica (California sea hare), 5851 nucleotides. RefSeq lists its product as uncharacterized. Gene Ontology annotation, cellular component: ribonucleoprotein complex. Gene Ontology annotation, molecular function: RNA binding. Bases 4 to 1563 code for a protein of 519 amino acids. NCBI's taxonomy places the organism in Eukaryota, Metazoa, Mollusca, Gastropoda, Aplysiida, Aplysiidae. The record is from RefSeq and is a predicted model, not a curated record. The transcript is spliced from 13 exons.
UAGAUGAUGAUUCCAGAAGAAGUAAAAAAGAAUGUGAGAGCUGUUUUGCUUUCAAGAACCGGUGGAGUACCUUUAAAUCAGUUUCUAUACGACUACCAAAAGCUCCUUUGUGAGCCACUGAUGUUUAAACCACUCGGAUUUUCUUCGUUACACAAAUUCAUGGAAGCCAUUCCAGAUGUUGCAAGGAUCGUGAAUCCAAAUGAUUCAGGUGCAAAGUUGUUUGGUGUCGGAGAACCGGACUCUUACAUGCCACUCAGUGCCAGAAAAGCUCAGGGAACACUUCCCAGAAAUUAUCACCAGAACUUAAAGAAAAGGGAAGAGUCAGAAAGCAAUGAUGUUGAUGACAACACAGAUUUCACUCUUGAACCAGACUUACGUGGGUUUUAUUCAGUAUGUUUGCCCACAGAGCUCAGUCCAAGUGCAGAUGACAAAGCUGUCAUUAGAGAGGUCUUUGAGCAGGUUGGCGAGGUGAAAUUGAUCCACAUCACUUCAAACUGGGUUUUUGUUAGAUAUGCCUCGCUCGCCGAGGCCAAAAGUUGUGUCGACACAUUUAAAGAUGAGUACGAUGUGAGAUUGGCCCAGAACAAGAAAAAGGCGGAGUCAUCGAAGGAAAAACCUGAAAAGAAUGGCAAGCCGUGGGUGUCUUCAAAGGGAGGUAACAAGAAAGGUCCGAGAAGGAACAGAGGAGAGUUCACAGAAGCAGAAGAUGAGAGUGAUUACGAGCCAGUCAAAGUGGACAGGGUCAAGAACGGGAGACGCGCAAAAGAGAAUGGGAAGGCGGGCCUGGCUAAGAAAAACGCUGGUGAUGUCUCGAUGGUCAAUGGACAUAAGUCUGUGGACAGACGGGAGCAGAAUCACGAUUCUGCUGCCGUGGUCUCCGGCUCUUCUGAAGAACAUUUGGAUCUGUUUGUCGGACGAAUUGAGCAUGAAGAAGAGUUCAGAAAGAUGGUAGAAAGAUACGAUCCAGUUUCUGUCUGCGUGCGAUGCUAUGGCCGGAAAAUCUUCGCCUUCGUAACAGUGAAAAAUCGGGCUGAGGGAGACAGAAUGAUACAAGAACAGAACGGAAAAAUGCAAACGAACGUUGAACUAUAUGUUGGCUACAAUAAAACUCGAGACGACAACGCGUCCGUCAAGUCUGAUGGUGCGGAGUCUACAAUAUUAUCAAAGAAAGCCAAGGUGAAUAAAGCGGCAAAAGGUGCGAGGACAGAAUGUGGCUUUUCCAAUAUGCCUGCCCUGGAGCCUGUGGGGAGCUACAGUGGUCGAGCGAUGGAGUUUGACCUGGACUGUUGUGUCUUUGUGGGAUUUUUUCCUCCAAACACCUUAGUGAGCUCUUUGAGGGAACUGUUUGAGACGUACGGCAUAGUGGACAUCUGUAUGGUUAAUAAUGGCAGUGGACCCGGAUGUACAAAAGCCUAUGUCUACCUAGAGACGGUAUAUGAUGUAGUCAAGGCAGUCAAAGAGUUAAAUGGGAACAAUGGGCUAGGACUGCCAAUAAAGGUUGAUGUUCCUUUCGAAAACACCGUUGUGAGGCGAAUUUUGGAGAAGGUAUUAGGUCGCAGCUGAUCCAGGGGUGUGGAUGUUUCUGAAUCGUGAAGAUGCAGCAAAGUGAAAGCAGUAUGAAACUGGUGAACUAGCUGCUAAUAUAAUAUUGUGCAUCCAGACAAUGCUGGAUUGAUGACAACAGCAUCCAGCCAGCAGAAGGGGUGUAAAAAUGUUGAUUUGUCAGUGUUGAUGGCACUGUGUAGAUAGUUUUACUUUUAAAUCAAACAAAUGUUUUCUUUUUGUUUGUUGGCUUAAAGGCACAACUGACGAGGUCCUCGUGACUCUUUGACUGGCAAUACCGACACUGAGUCAGUAAGCCUACACAUACGAGGUCCGUCCCAGAAGUGAGUUUCCCUGUUCAGUAAAAUCAACAUUUUUUAUUUUACAGACCUGAAAUUUUGUGCCUACCUACAGAAAUAUGCUUUCUAUUUAACAAAACAACCGUUGAUAUAAGUGAGCUUUUUCAUCUGAUGGAGUUGGUAGCCAAACGGAGUGACCAUGUCUGUUUUGGCCAGAGUCCUUGGCGGAGAAUUUGUUUUGAGCACAAUUUCUUUUUUGUCCUGAAAUCACUGCCACCUUGGUCCUUCUUUGAUUUUUUUUUUUUGUGAAGAAAUGAGGGUUGAAUGGUGCUAUGUCACGAGAAUACUUUUGAUGUUCAAGGAUUUCCUACUGUCAGGAGUCCAGGAGAUGGGUGACUUUUCAAGCAGUGAGCACAACAUCUUGUCAUGGUGGAAGACGACCACUUGCUCGAGCAGACCUGGCCACUUUUCUCAAAUUUGCUGAUUUUUUUUUUCUGUUCUGAAUCCCACGAAUGCAACCAUAUUUUAUUAUGUGUUUCGAUUCUUCCAAGGGCAAUAUGUCCCUUUAUUCCAUGUGACUUUCACUUCUUCCCCCAAAUCAAAGUAGUACUAAGAGGGCAGGGAUUUGAAGACAAGGAAGAAAUAUUAACUUUGUGACCGAAACGGACAUGUCCAUUGCAUUUCGCUACUGGCUCGUUCGGAUUUAAAAGUGCUUUGAGAUCAACAGUUUUUGUAUUGAAUCAAAAGCAUAUUUGUUUAGGUAUGAGAAACUAAUGGCGAAAUUAUUACUCUUUCACUUUUAAAAAUUAGUUUCACAUCUUGCUCUGUGAACCAUGGAUUAAAAAGAGUACAUACAUACCCUUGCUGUGAUUCAUACCUGAACCAUAGUGAAUAAUCCCUCCCCAUUGCCUAUUGAUCUGUUGAAAAUAUGAGUCAACUAGGUAUGUAUCUUUUAAUGCUUUUAUGCUUAAUCUUUCGAUUCUUAGGCUCCUAAAGACCGCUAUCCUUUUCUUGUAGUUCCGAUGUCCUGUACUUGAGGAGUUGCUACUUUCAGCUGAUUUUUUGUUGUCUUUCCAUUAUUAUUCCUCGCCAUAUCAGUAGUCGAAAUAUCCUUGUCCAAGUGGAAGCCCAAGUGUCCGUUGAGCCUGUCUCCUCUCUACUGCCUCCUCCGGUCUUUGUGGCUUCUGUCCCUCUGUCCGCAGCGGCUGAUUUCUGGCUGAACACCGUUGCGCGGGGACGAAGAACGCCUUCGUUUGUGGCUGUGUGAUCUCACUCUGUGGAGGAAUUUGUGCAACAUAUUACUCUCUGCUGAUUUCACUUCCGUAAUGUUUCCUCUUCCUCUUCCCCUAUCGUCCGUACAUCUAAUUUCCUUGUAAGUUGGUCUUUUCGGAUGUUAUAUAUUACCAUCCUUUUCUUUCAAAGCUCCUACACCUUUCUGGUUUCUUCUAUUUAACACUCUUGCGAUUCCGUAUAAUUAUUGGCUCCGUCAUGGGUUUCCUACUUUUCUUUUUUUUUCUCCUUUUUUGCCUCUUGCUAAUCUAGUCCCCCAUAACCUCGCUGCCCUCCUCUUCUGUCGAAGAAUCUUGCGAAUCAGUGUAUGUACAGACUCCUGUUUUGUGAGUUUCUUACUUUUUUUUUCUUGUUUGUCUUUUUUUGCCUUUUACUUAUCUGGUCCCCCGUACCCUCGUUGCCCUCCUCUUCAGUCGAAGAAGCAUUAACGCUGGAGUUUUCUAGCCCCUCGUCAUUUACUUGUGCGGAUACUUGUGUGGAUACAGCGAGACUUGAAUUUCUUCUCCCUCGCUGGCAGUUACCCUAUCAGUAAUAGGCCGGACACCACUCUCAGACUGACUCGCAUCCUCAUUACGAAGAUCUCCAAAGACACUACUUGUAUUGGGACACUGCUCGUCUCCGCCUGUGACCCUCCUGCCAACAGUCAAGGCACCUUUCAGGGUUUGGGCAGUUGUUGGCCCAAUGUCCAGUGCCGAGGCAUUUCUCUAUAAAAGAGACAAGCUCUGAAAGGACCCAUUUCAACCAUUCUGGAUAGGGGUUUUUCCGGGAGAUCUAUGUACAAAAAUCGUCUUCUAGUUACCCGGUUAGUCAGCUUCCCGUCUAGGUAGCAGCAAAACUCCAUUAAAAUCCUGGAACGAGGGACAACAUCGAUGGCCUCUGGGCUUUUUUAAAAUUUCCUUGUUACUAUAACUGAUUGGCACGCUGUCAAUAGUUAGUUUGUUGGUGGUAUUUCUUUGCUGUCUUGCCCUCUCAUUGAGAACGGGUUGUCCACCAACAAAUCAAUGCGCUUACCUCUGAUGAUGAUCCCAGAGGCUGGAAGAGCAGCCCUACACUCCUCGUUGAUGGUGUGGAAACCCCAUAUGUUCCCCAUGUUUUGGGCACCAACCACCAUCUUUGGUCCUGAUGUUUUCUCUCCCGCGGAGAAGAUAAAGUGGGUUGUUGUCUCCUGAGGACAGUCUGCUGACCAAUGGUGUACUGGUUUUGAGACAGACAUAUUUUUGGGACAAAGAAAGUCAACUAAAUUGUAAAUUGAACGAAAUUAAGAGUCAAUCAUUACAAUAGGGCUAGAGAAAAUAAAGAGAGUUAUGUAAAAAAAUUUAUAUCAAAAAUAAAAAUUGUUGAUUCUACAGAGCAGGGAAACUUACUUGUGGUACAGACUUGAUACAUUAUACGCCGAACCUGCCCCCUGUUUUUACACUUUUUAUUGACCCGCCUUUAAUCUCGACAGUUGCGGAAAGUGAUGGCAUACUAUUUAAUUCUUGUUUAAUUCUGUAGUUGCAUCUCUUGAUCCAAUUGUGUACCUUUCGUGGAGGGGUUUUGUUUUGUUUUUUGGUGGGGUGAGUUGCAUCAGGUAUUUUUUUUAGGUCUGGCUUAGUGUUUCGCCAUUUUCGGUGGAUGUUGCAUAUCAUCCAGCAUUUAACGGAAAAACUGAUAAUUUCUGCAGGUUCUGAUAUUAAACAAGGCCUACCAGAUGGUCAGAAAAGUAAUCUAGAAUACUUAAAUCCCAGUUCUGUUAAAAAGGGUUGGGUUGGUUUUUUUAAGUACCUUUCAGGUUGCUUUACGCACUUCCUCAACCUGUAGCUCCCGCAAUUCCGUGUUAAUUUUUGUCUAUAUUUCAAAUGAGCAUACGAAAAAAGUGUCUCUUCUGAUUAGUUAUCCAACUGUGAAUGAUGUAAAAAAAACCUUGAAAUGCCAAGUCGGAGGUUCAAUUGGGAUUUCAAUCCCUGGCAGUUAGUGAGUUAAUUCCUUUCCUGCCAUAUUUGCAUGGCUGUCAAUGUCACAUAUUGUCCGUGAGGUUCUCUAAACAUGGAAGUUUGUCAAAGGGGAUUUUUUUUUUAUUGAGAGGUGAACAAAAUAAUUUCUUACUUCCCUCAGAUGCGGUGCACUUAACCGCUUUGUUUGUAUGGUGGAAAUGAAUCUACCUUUUCUAUUAGUCAAAUAUUCUUGAUGAUCUUCUUGUACUGGACGGGAAAUCUCUCUCUGGGGCCCGCCUUCUAAAUGAUCUAAAUUGUGUUGAUGGGGACGUAAAACAACUUACAACUACGACCCUAUUUUGACAAAAUUCAAUAAUCUCAAAGAAUACAGUUUUACAGAACUACAUGAAGGAUGUAUUGUUUGGGCUUGGGUUGUUUGGGGUUUUCUUUGGAGGGGGGGGGGGGUAACGAAAACAUGGCCUCCGAGGUGGUUUAGUGUUGUGAAUUUAAGGGUGCAUCGGUCCAAAGGACAAGUUGGUAAAAAUGCAAAACGCUGUUGUUGGAAGUUUUCCUAAAUUGUUUCAUAUUCUGCCUAAUGUAAUUAUUGUGUCAAGUUUUGGAGGCCACGAAUCUGUUUUGGUUUAACCCCUUCCCUGCCUGGCCUGAGAUUGUCAAGAACUGUUUAGCACAAUUGUGGAACAGGCCUGGCAGCAAAUGGGUUAAUUGUCCAAAGUGUUAAAGUUUCAUUCAGUGUCUCUUAAGAAAGGAAACCAGACACUAAAAUAAUCUUUUCAGGUUUUUAAAAAA